AUGGUAGUCAAUGGGGGGUCAGCCACAACAUCUGAGAGAUCCCAGCAAGCCAACAGUGCAACAAGACCCAAACAGACGAAUUCCUCAGUGGGUGAACUUAAGUCAAGUGACUUCUACAGUACAUAUACCAAUAUAUAUGCACCUAUCACCAUUGACAGCAGUUCCUCAGAUCUUGAGGAAGUAGAGAAACUGCCAGAGAAAGACGGUGAUGGACAUGAUGGGCUAACAGCUGCAGACGUAGUGUCAAAUCUGUCACUUAAUCUUAAAAAAUCAUCCUGUAGCAGAUUUAACAUUAACCGGGCAAAUGUCUGGGAUGGUGCCUUAAGAGGUUUCAGGCGAUCCUCAUUUGACCCCACCUGCAGCUUGAUGGUGAAAUUCACAGAUGAUGCGGGGCUGACUGAAGAGGCUUUGGACAGCGGGGGCCCUUCUCGUGAAUUUCUGACCCUGCUGAUGGACACCAUCAAAACCAGGAGGGUAUUUGAAGGCAAAGAAAAUGCCAAAUACCUCUCAUUUGAUUGUAAAGCUGCAGAAGACAAUGAGUAUUUCCAGAUUGGAAAAAUGAUUGCUGUCUCAAUUGUCCAUGGAGGUCCAGGGCCUCGUUGUCUUUCCCCAAAUUUCUUCCUUUACCUAAUUGGUAAAGUAAAGACAAUUGAGGCCCCAGUUGAGGACAUACCUGAUGAUGAGGUCAAGAAGACCCUCCUUGAGAUAAAGAAUGCUACAUCACUGAGUGAACUCCAGGGACUCACAGAAAAACACUCCAGCAUGCUUCAGACAGCAGGCUGCUAUCGGUUCAUGAGGACUCUGGGGGAUAAGAAUAAAGUAGUAGAUGAUUACAUUCAGUGGUAUUUCAUCUACCGAAACCAUGUUUCCAUCCAGAGGUUCAAAGAGGGACUAGCAACUCUUGAUUUUGUCAAUGCCUUGGAACAGCAUCCUUCACUCUUCUUCUCAUUCAUGUGCUACACUGAGACCAAGCUGACAGCUGAUGCUGUGGAGAACAUCUUCCAAGUGCAGUUUAGUCAACCUGGUAGCACCAACCGUCAGGAGGAGGCCAGAGUACUGAGCUACUGGCGAGAUUAUCUGCUCUACCUGGAAGAAAAAGAGACUAGUCCUUCUUUGGAAGAUGUCCUCAUGUUUGGAACUGGGCUGAAGGAAGUUCCUCCUGCAGCAAUACAGCCACAGCCACUGCUAGUCUUUCAGAAGAUCUCACGCUUUCCCAUGGCAAAUGUAUGUUCAAAUACAAUCAAAAUUCCAAUCUUACCCAGUUAUGAAGAGUUUCAAGAAGCCAUGGAUUAUGGCUUGCAAAACUCCCCUGGUUUUGGGCUUCCUUGA
This is a messenger RNA of Rhinichthys klamathensis goyatoka, 1329 nucleotides long. RefSeq names its product G2/M phase-specific E3 ubiquitin-protein ligase-like. Gene Ontology annotation, cellular component: nucleus. Gene Ontology annotation, molecular function: ubiquitin-protein transferase activity. The transcript is spliced from 9 exons. The record is from RefSeq and is a predicted model, not a curated record. Lineage: Eukaryota; Metazoa; Chordata; Actinopteri; Cypriniformes; Leuciscidae. Bases 1 to 1329 code for a protein of 442 amino acids.